AUGGAUAACUGGAUAUCUGGUUCCUUUGGCUCUGAAGUUGGAGCUGGUUCACCAGCUGAGCAGUCAGUUUCAGCUGGUGAUGAAGGGCUGCAACGUGGAGAAUGGAAAGCCGUCCCCUUGGUCUCCAAUGCUGGGCUGCAGCCUGCUGUGAUGCCCUGGUCUUUUCCUGACUGCAACCAUCACACCUCAACUCCUCAGACUUUGGCUUACCCAGCCACCUCCACCCUCACUGCUGAUGUGUACAUGCAAACUCUGUGCCCCAGCUACACCAUGUUGACCUACACACAUGCACCACUGCUUACUAACUUUGGGACUAUACCAGUGGCUCCAGGCCCAUCAUCCCUCUCUCAGAUGGAGCUUCCAGACUCAGGGCUGGCCUAUCCCAUAUGGGCCCAGCCUCUCACCACCAUAUCUACCAUAUCCAAUCCAGGAGUUCAUUUUUCACCAGGUUCUGCAGCUCUGCCUGCUUCUCCUCUGGUCCACAUGCCCUUGUCCAUGUCUUUAACCACAAUGAUUCCUCAAAUGGAAGCCCAGGUGGUAGAUCCUCAGUCCCACCUUGUGGAGCUCCCACAACAGUUAGAAGACCAGCUUGACCCUGAACCCCAAGACCAGUCUCUGGAUGAAGAUCUGGAGGUUGAGCCAGAAUCACCAAACCUGCUAGACAAACUUCUGGAGGAUCAGAAAAGACAUGGUGAAGUUGAGGACAAAGACUCAUACACCAGCUCCAUCUUUUUGCCAAAUGUCUGA
This is a messenger RNA of Nematolebias whitei (Rio pearlfish), 747 nucleotides long. RefSeq lists its product as uncharacterized. The record is from RefSeq and is a predicted model, not a curated record. NCBI's taxonomy places the organism in Eukaryota, Metazoa, Chordata, Actinopteri, Cyprinodontiformes, Rivulidae. The coding region runs from base 1 to 747 and encodes 248 amino acids. The transcript is spliced from 3 exons.